Messenger RNA from Oncorhynchus tshawytscha (Chinook salmon), 6016 nucleotides. RefSeq names its product hedgehog-interacting protein-like. The transcript has 11 exons. Lineage: Eukaryota; Metazoa; Chordata; Actinopteri; Salmoniformes; Salmonidae. The coding region runs from base 1183 to 2877 and encodes 564 amino acids. The record is from RefSeq and is a predicted model, not a curated record.
UAUCACUGCUGUGUUUGCUCUCCUCCUCCGCCCCUCUGAGGGUUGUGUUAAGGGUUGUGUUAAGGGAAACAAUAUUGGCACGGUUGUUUUUAGGUCACGGGCAGGUUUUAAGAUACGCUGCUUGCUUGCGUUCUUUUCACCCUGUUCGUGGUUUUGCCCUGCUAGCACAAUAAGAAAGGGGGGAGGGGGGUCCUAGAAUCUUGGAAUAAUGUUGUGACUGUGGGUCUCUGAAGGUGGCCAAUCAGGCGGGGUUGGGGCUGCUGUGUCUAAUGAAGAUAUAUUCCCAGAUGACUUUGUGCCCCAGACCCUGGUGUUGAACCAACUUUAGCUGUAGUACAAGUAGCAGCUCCAAGAGAAAUCAAGGUGGUCUUGGGAAAUAACCGUGUGAUGGGGACAUUUUUGCUUUGAACUUCCCCAGAGCACAAGCAAGUAGUGGAACACAAUCAAUCAACAUUUGGGAACAUAAUUUCUUGAUUUGGGUUUUGAGGCAGACUCCCUCCUAAAAAUGUGCAAAGUUAGUGUUUGGAAGACUGGGCUGUUAAUUAAACAUGGUCAGUUUUGAAAUAGAGUUUCUCACAUUUCACAUGCUGUGCCUAUAUGCCUGCCGCUGGGCGAAAGCAUCUAGGCUGUGGCCCAAAUAGGUACUGGUCAAAAGUGGUGCACUAUAUAGGGAAUAGGGUGCCAUUUGGCACUGGCCCCUAACAAGUGCUUUAAUUGUAUGAGCAUUUCAGCCUAUGUUUUACUUAAUAUUCCAAAUAUCUGGAAAGCUAUUAGGUAUCCACAGCAGUCACCCACAUGAGGUAGAGUUGCAAGGCAUAGCAAUAGGGGUCAAAUAGCCAUAGCACCAGGGGUCAAAGGAUAAAGGUAAAGAUGGAUGGGGCCUCAGUGGUGCACUGCUGCAGAGUUGAAGACCUGAGGAGCAGUCUGAACAGCAUAUUCCUCACAUUCUGCUCAGAUCUAACCCAGUUGGCCUGUCUGGCCAAGCGUUUCUUUGCUUGUUCAGCCCAGGCCUAACCAGGAUUUGGUUUGGCUCAUUCAGCACAACUCUCAAAAACAACUGUAUGAAGACUUAAGGAACUAAAGCUGCGUAAACAUGAAUUAAGGGCGACUAACUAGGAGGGGAUUUAGCUUCAGCUCGCUGGUAAGUUGGAUGAUGUUGCAUCAUGGUUUGAACGAGGCGUGAUGUCACUUGAAUUGAAUCGUCUUUCUCUGCCUGCGGGCCGUUGUCUGUGUCCAUGGUAUUUUUCAGAGCUGUUCCAAGCCGAUGUGGAUGAGUUCUGUCAAUACUACGGACGGCGGGAUGGAGGCCUGUGCUUCCCAGAUUUCCACCGAAAGCAAACACGGGGACAGGACUCCAACUACUUGGGAGAUGAGAAAGUCGAAGACAUCAACAGGAAGCACAAGCACAACUGCUACUGUGCCCAGGUGGUGCUGAGUGGGCUGAGGCAGCCAGUAGCCGUGGUGCACUGUGGGGACGGAUCCCAGCGCCUCUUUGUCCUGGAGAAGGAGGGCUUCGUCCGGGUGCUGACCCAUAACAUGGAGCUGCUGAAAGAGCCUUUCCUGGACAUCCACAAGCUGGUGCAGACUGGACUCAAGGCAGGAGAUGAAAGGGGUCUGCUAGGUCUCACAUUCCACCCCAAUUACAAGAAGAAUGGCAAGCUGUACGUCUCCUACACCACCAACCAGGAGCGCUGGGCCAUCGGACCGCACGACCACAUUCUGCGUGUAGUCGAGUACACCGUCUCCAGGAAAAACCCCAACAUGGUGGACAGUAGGACCACGCGGAUGCUGAUAGAAGUGGCAGAGCUGCACAGGAAGCACCUGGGAGGACAGCUGCUGUUUGGCCCUGACGGCCUGCUGCACAUCGUCCUGGGAGACGGCAUGAUCACCCUGGACGACAUGGAGGAGAUGGACGGCCUCAGUGAUUUCACAGGGUCUGUGUUGAGGGUGGAUGUGGACACAGACUGCUGCACGGCUCCCUACUCCAUACCCAGGAACAACCCCUACUUCAACAGCACCAACCAGCCACCAGAAAUAUUUGCCCAUGGACUGCAUGACCCAGGCAGGUGUGCCGUGGACCGGCAUCAUACGGAUAACAACGGGAGUCUCUUGAUCCUGUGCACGGACGCCAGCGGUAGGAACGCGUCUGCAGGGAGAAUACUGGCGAUCACUAAGGGGAAAGACUACGAGAACGAGGCGUCCAUCUUUGACCUGGCGACCAGUGGAGGAGCAGCACCUGUAGGAGGGUUCAUCUACAGAGGCUGUCAGUCCAGGAGGCUCUACGGGAGCUAUGUGUUCGGAGACAAGAACGGGAACCUGCGGAUCCUCCAGAAGGGCUCAGCGGUGGCAGGGGACCAGUGGCAGGAGAAAGCUCUGUGUCUGGGGACCAGCAGCUCCUGUGGCUCCGCUCUGGUGGGACAUAUCCUGGGCUUCGGAGAGGACCAACUAGGUGAAGUGUACAUCCUGGCCACCAGUAAAAGCAUGGCUCAGUCACACAGUGGGAAGCUCUACAAGCUAGUGGACCCUAAAAGGCCCGCGGUCCCUAAGGAGUGUCAGAGACAGGUGGAGGCCCCGGAGCUGCUGGGAACGGCCUGCUCACGGCAGUGUAAGAACGGACACUGCACCCCCACCGGGAAGUGUUGCUGCAGCACCGGCUGGGAGGGACCCUUCUGCAGAGUGGCUAAAUGCGAGCCUGCCUGUCGUAACGGAGGCGUGUGUGUUGAGCCCCACAGCUGCCUGUGUAAGAGCGGCUACUCGGGCGCCCAGUGUGAGAAGGGCGAGCGGGGCAUGCCUAGCGACCAGGAGAAGGACGGCAUCCUGGACCACAUCAUUGACAUGACCUCGUACCUGCUGAACCUCACUAGCUACAUGGUAUAGGGGCAUGGGGAGGGGGUCCACUCCCACAGAACCCCCCGGGCCCCCUCACUCAACCACCGGAGAAGCCCAAGCAGAGCCUCCCUCCUCCCUGAUUCACCCCUGAGACACACCCCCCUGUCUGAACGUACCCUGUCCCCGUCAACACCCAGACUCUGGUCAUCUUCCUGCCCAUAAGCUCAGGGAGGCUACGUACACCAGGCAUCCGGGCCAAGCAUCCCUCCAGAGACCAUCACACAGACAGACACAGCAACGUGAUGGUUGAAUGCAUGGCAAUCGUCGUCUAUGGUCUAAUGGUUGGACCUCCACCGUGCCUACAUAAGCUUUUUAUACUCUUCUUCACCAGGAGAAAGUUCUUCUCCUCUCUCUCCCACUCUGGAACCCCCAUGCAGAUGACUUGAUAUUAGCACUGCACCCCUGCUGAGAACAGAGGGAGACCCCCUCGCGUUCUCUCCACACAACAACAAAAAAACAGCGGCCAUUUUGACUGAAGCCUUACAGAGAGCGAAGGGGAGUCGGCUGAGCUGAAACACGGCGAGGCGGGCGGAGGCGUGGUGACUUAAGUUAUCCCCCAGGACUGGAGAGUGGACAGCCCAAUACUGGGGGUUAGCUUUGGGUCUGCCUUCACCAACACAACACAGUCUAUAUACAGCCUUUAAAUGAACAUGCCAAUCUCUUCAGCAUCAGCAAUGCAAUAAUACUGACACUGACUGAAGAGUUUCUGAUAAUCUUACUGUGCCGUGUAUAGAGCCCCAUACAGAGUCCUGUUCUAUCUUGUCUAAAGGCACUAAUAUGAACGACCAAUAGACCAAUGUCACAGUAAUAAUAAUGAUUAUUGUUAUUUUGACCCACUGUUUUCUCCGGGUGAUGUUUUGUCUUCAUAGAAAAAGCUACGUUUUGAUACUUCAUGAUACAGCGGUAUAGAUUUGUUGUUCAUCGCUCACUUGACAUGCUGCCAAUGUACAGAAUGGAUCCAUUGCUGAAGAAUGAGUGUCUUUGGACUCAACAGGUAUCGAUAGAUUUUAUAUGUCUGUGUCCCAAAUGGCACCCUAUUCCUCGUAGAGUGCACUACUUUUGACCAGAGCCCUAUGGGCCCACGUCAAAAAUAGUGAGCUACAUACGGAACAAGGGUGCCAUUAGGGACAGAGUCUAUGACAUUGUUAGGAUAGAGCUCAUAGCUUUGCACUCCCAAUGUCAACGCCAGUUUGAUACAUUUGAAAUGGAGUCAUCAACUCCACGCACUGUAAUGUAAUGUUUUUGUGUUUCACAAUCAAGGGCAGGCGAUUAUGUUGGGACUAUAGUACGGUGUCAUACAGCAGUGACGUUGUCACACACUAACACAGUGGCACGCAGCAGCUCAAAUCUCUCACACUGAACACACACACACUAACACAGUGGCACGUGGUCAAAUCUCUCACACUGAACACACACACACACACUAACACAGUGGCACGCAGCAGGUCAAAUCUCUCACACUGAACACACACACACACACACACACACACACACACUAACACAGUGGCAUGCAGCAGGUCAAAUCUCACUCUUAAUCUCUCACACUGAACACACACACACACACUAACACAGUGGCACGCAGCAGGUCAAAUCUCACUCUUAAUCUCUCACACUGAACACACACACACACACACACACACACACACACACACACACUAACUCAGUGGCACGCAGCAGGUCAAAUCUCACUCUUAAUCUCUCACACUGAACACACACACACACACACUCGCUACACAACUUCAGUGGUCGUUCUACAGGGACAGAAGCUGAUGUAUAUUUCAUACAUAAAGAGCUGAACUAAGUACUACUUAGCCUUGCUAAAUAAUAUAGCGUUACUAUUGUUUCGAUAGAGGAGGGUUUAUUUUUUUAACUGUGAUAAUGUAAGGGAGACGACGGUGUUUGUAGAAAGUGGUUUUGCAUUAAGCUUAAAAAAUCAUGUUUUGUUUGUUUUUUUUGUCUUAUUUUUGCUAACAGACAAACACAAAAUGUAUGCAGUGUUUUUCCACUGAAUGAAAACACACAGCGACACGUGCAGUACAGAUCAGCACCGUGUGUUAAAGGCCACGCGUGUCUACACCUGAAUGGGACAGUUUGGAACCCACCACUGAGACACAACACAAGGCUCUCUCUGUGUUUCCUUCCCGUAGUACGCCUCUGUCUGUGGCGUUGAACUGCAGCAUAACGGUCGGUGUUUGGUCUUUGUUUUAGGCCACCAACUUAUUGGAGCCUGUUCCCAGUCGGAUGAGAAGAGUUCCUCCAGGUAGAUCAGAUGAAAGGUGGUUUCACACCAGACGCUCUACUCUACAUACUGUGAGACGUUCAGAUAAGACAGAUGGAAUGAUAAAAUGUGUCAAGUAUGAACCCAGACACUUUGUGGUGAACUGUGAUCCCUUAACAAAUUAACAGCAUAAAGAAGACGUUGCUCAUCUCAAAGACAGGGAUCUAAACCAUCUUCGGCGAGCCAAACGACAAUUUAAAAAAUACUCUAAUUAUGUUGGAGCCCAUCGAUGUGUUGUCGUUCAUCUGAAGACUGUAUAAAACACAUCACGUAACGCCACUAAUCUACAGGUUGAUCAGGAUUGGUUCAUUUGAUUUAGUGCCAUUGCAAAUUCCUUGAUACCGUAUUAAUCUUGAGUCUCCUGACAGUAGUUCAGCAAAGAUCAAAGCAACCUCUUACAUCUUGUGCCAAUGUUGUCUUUUUUUAAGUGCCUGCCCCCCCACACAAUUGGAAUGUCUUUAUUUCUAUGAUCAUAUAUUGUUUUGAGUUCUCGUUCUAAGCAUGGUUAGAAGUGUUCAGGGUUUUCCAAUUCCUCUCACUCUCUCUCUCUCUCUCUCUGUAUCUUCAACGACAGCAGUUGUUGAUCCUCUGUCUCGCCAGUGUUCUCUCUGGUCUAUAAUGCGUCAUAUGGAACUCAUGCUGUAAAGUCGAUACUAUAAUUUUAGCACUUAAUGUGAAACUUGCAUUUUAGCUGCUGAGACGGCGUGGUGUGAAUAAAAUAGAGUAACCGUUUUCAUUAUUUAAGUAGUUACGCAAACAAAGUUAUUUAAGUUCUCUACAAUUGUUUUUGCCGCUGUAUGUGAGGAUUUUGAUUUUGAUCAUGUGUUGUAAAUAAAACCUAGGGCUAUC